Molecule: messenger RNA, 771 nt
Organism: Ostreobium quekettii
Lineage: Eukaryota; Viridiplantae; Chlorophyta; Ulvophyceae; Bryopsidales; Ostreobiaceae
Source: the annotation of a GenBank genome assembly
AUGACGCCAUUCACCUUGACGAUAGCAAAUGCGAUCGUUGUGUUUGGGGAUGCCAAAAGCGGCAAGCUGACAAAUAACUACGAUCAUGGCGGCUGGCAGCCAAUUCCAGAAGGUAGUUUCCCCACUCUCGUGAGCAUCAGGGGAAGAGGAAGGGAGCACAUCUGCUUUGGUACUGUUAUCAGAGAGUACUACAUUCUGUCAUCAGCAGAAUGUGUGGAGAUCGUGGGACCCAACCCUAUUGUCAUCAUUGGACUGCAUGGCAGAGAUGACGAUCGCAGCCAGCCCGGCGUGGAGGAGCGACGGGCUGAGAGGGCGUAUGUACAUCCACACUGGAACGGAAAUUUCGAUGAAGGAUAUGACAUCGCCCUGUUCAAGCUUCCGCGACCCGUCGGUGGCCAAUUUCCUUCCAUUGGAGGUCCGAGCACAAAAAUUUCAAACAGAGUGCUGUACGGAUUUGGCCUCAAUGGCGUCGUUCAGGUGGCCGAAUUCGAAGCGAUCGAGGAGGGGCCUUGCCCUCGCCUGUCCACUAUGGGCAACAACAGCUUCUGCAUUCACUCCAAAGGCGCAAAUAUGUAUGCAGGCUGUUCUGGCGGCCCAGUCAUUGUGAUAGAGGGCAAGAAGGACGCGAAUAUUUUCGAAGUGAAGCAGACCGAUAUUGCCGUCGUCGGAGUUGUCUCCUACGCCAAUCAUUCGUCCCUCAGCGACAGCGGAGUGGGGUGCACUCCAACGGAGAAAACUGUUCAGUGGAUCAACAGCAUUACGUCACCAAAG